Ipomoea triloba (trilobed morning glory) is the source of this 2749-nucleotide messenger RNA. RefSeq lists its product as uncharacterized. The coding region runs from base 797 to 2533 and encodes 578 amino acids. Lineage: Eukaryota; Viridiplantae; Streptophyta; Magnoliopsida; Solanales; Convolvulaceae. The record is from RefSeq and is a predicted model, not a curated record. The transcript is spliced from 9 exons.
ACAGUGCACCAAUUAGGAGCGAAGUGCAAACAGUGCCCGAAUUAGGAAGCAAACACUAUCCGAAGGAUUUCCCUUUUGAGACGAAGAAACCGCUGGCUGCCAGAUUCCCGUAAAAUCUUCAAAAUAGCAUUCUCUCAGAUUGCUCACUAAUCAGUUUGCAAUACAGGUGAUUCAAUUUUCCUCUUUUGCUUGUGUUUUGAUUUUCCGGGGCUUGAUCUGUUUGCGCCCAGAUUUGGAGUUGGCUUCGGAGUUUGUAUUAAAUUUGCUGAUGAAACCUGCUGAGCUUUGCCUUGAUGCCUGAGUUUUUCAUUCGAUGGGAAUUUAGUGCAUUAGACUGCUGAAAUCCAGAGUGCCUUGUGUUUGUAGCUUAGAUUGUGCAUUAUUGAAGCGAGUUUCGAUUUUUUGAAUGUGGGGUUCAAUUGGUGAUUCAGUUUCGUAUUUAGUCACUUCACAUUGAGAUCGCGAUUUUGAGAGAAUGUUGGUGUAUUAAAUCUCAGCUAUGGUCCUUUAUGUUUUAGAGGACGAGGUGAAGAGUGUAGGGUUAAAUCUUUUUUGUAACUCUUCCUCCAUUGAGUACCAUUGGAUAGCAUGUGAUCAAAUUUAAAAAUGGUAAUUUGAAGUGCUGUUUCAAGUUUAAGCAUUGACUUGGUGGUACUUUGUUUGAGAUACUGUUUGUUAGUGGAUAGUUUGGACUCCGGAAUAUUUUAGGAUCGUGAAGACUUGUGGGCUUUAGUGAAUGAAGGGGUAUUUUAAGGAAGAACAAAAUGAAGGGUGAUAUAUUGUGGUCGGAUGUACAAUGACUGGGGGAUCAUUGGGUGUUCGUACUGGGAGCUAUGGAUCAUUGCCACAGGCACAAAAUGGGGUGUUGCAUGCUCAACAUGGAUUUGUUUUGCGGAAGCCUCCAAAGAUGUCACUCUCUGGUUCCCGGGAGAAGGAGAGGUUUCUUCCCUACAUUUGCAGACUUGUACUUCGAAGACAAGUGGGGAUGGUAAUUUUGAUUACAUUUGCACUUUUGGUUUUUACGACAGGAUUCUUGACAGUUAAUAAAGAGGAUGUAUCGAGAAGAAGCUCACAUUUAGACUUCGAAGAAAGGUUUUGGAGUAAAACAUAUUAUGUAUCUUCACUGUUGACCAGAAAGGCUGUGACCUGUGCUGAAAAUAAGAGCCAGAUGCCUUCUUCCAAUGCAUCUGUCGCACUGCUUUCUAUUGGCUCUACUGCUGUUAUGACUCAUCCAUGCAGAAAUUUUGCAUUUCCUCCUCCUCCACCUGGUGAGAGGAAGCGGAUUGGACCACGCCCAUGCCCUGUAUGCUAUCUCCCAGUGGACCAGGCUAUAGCUAGAAUGCCUAGAGCUCCUUCACCAUCAUCUGUGCUUCAACAUCUAACUUAUUUUCAUGAAAUAAAUCCUACAAAGAGUGAGCCUCAUGGAGGUUCAGACUUUGGUGGGUAUCCUUCUUUGAUGCAGAGGAACGAUUCUUUUGACAUAAAAGAAUCAAUGACGGUACACUGUGGAUUUGUCAAAGGAUGUAAACCUGGAGAUCGAACUGGGUUUGACAUUGAUGCUUCUGAUCUAAGGGAGAUGGAGGAGUUCCAUGAAGUUAUUGUUGCAUCGGCCAUAUUUGGAAACUAUGAUGUGAUUCAACAACCAAGGAAUGUCAGUCACAUUGCAAGAAAAACCAUUCCCUUCUACAUGUUUGUUGAUGAAGAGACAGAAGCAUCUUUGAGGAAUUCUAGUCAUUUAGACCGCAACAAUAGGAUUGGACUGUGGAGGAUAAUUCUAGUUCGCAAUGUGCCUUACACUGAUGCAAGACGCAAUGGGAAGGUACCAAAACUUUUACUUCAUAGGCUCUUUCCAAAUGUCCGCUACUCGAUUUGGAUUGAUGGAAAGCUUCAGCUUGUGGUGGAUCCAUACCAAAUUCUUGAGAGGUUUUUGUGGAGAGAGAAUGCUACUUUUGCUAUUUCAAGGCAUUAUAGACGGUUUGAUGUAUUUGAAGAAGCUGAAGCUAAUAAAGCUGCAGGAAAGUACAAUAAUGAAUCCAUUGAUUACCAGAUCAAUUUUUAUAAACGGGAGGGUUUAACGCGAUAUUCUGAGGCUAAGCUUCCUAUAACAAGUGAUGUUCCUGAAGGAUGUGUAAUCAUUAGGGAGCAUAUUCCUAUUACAAAUCUCUUUACCUGUUUAUGGUUCAAUGAGGUUGAUAGAUUUACCUCCCGGGACCAGUUGAGCUUUUCCAUUGUAAGGGAUAGAGUGAUGGCAAAAACAAACUGGACAGUCAAUAUGUUUUUGGAUUGUGAAAGGCGAAAUUUUGUGCUACAGGCAUAUCAUAGAGAUCUACUGGAGCAAAGGGCUCAAGAGGCAACCGUAAGAAUUCAUUCUCAUCCUCCACCAGCUUUGGUUCGUGAUAGGUCAGCAGUGGCUGUGAAAUCUUCAGCUAGGAAAAGCCCCAGGCGCGGAAGAGGUGAUAGGAAGUCUGGUUCUAGGCGGCAUCGGAAAAUUGGAGCUGGAAAGAGGAACAACACAAUGAACACAUCAAUUUGAUUCUUUUUUCUUUUGUGCAAAGUCAAAUCUUUGCUCUGUUUGUUUUUUUGUCUAUAUUGAGCAGCAAGGGAAGAACAAUUUUGAUAGAGUAUUCUUACACGGAAAAGACAUUAGUUCUAAUUUUUGUUUGAUGAUGUGAAAUGUGAAUAUCAAUUUGUUUACACUGUAGAUACCAAUUAAUUGAAAUAAUAGGUUCAUUGAUUUUCCUCUUGCAAA